Molecule: messenger RNA, 1661 nt
Organism: Mesoplodon densirostris (Blainville's beaked whale)
Lineage: Eukaryota; Metazoa; Chordata; Mammalia; Artiodactyla; Ziphiidae
Product: cytokine receptor-like factor 3
Molecular function (GO): protein binding
Source: RefSeq, a predicted model, not a curated record
ACGAUGGAGCUGGAGCCCGAGCUGCUGCUGCAGGAGGCCCGCGAGAGCGUGGAAGUGGCGCAGAGCUACCGGCGGGAGCUAGGCCAGAGGCUGCAGGGGCUGCGGGAGGCGCGGAGGCAGAUCAAAGAGAGUGCAUCCCAGACGAGAGGUGUCCUCAAACAGCAUUUUAAUGAUUUGAAAGGAACCCUUGGGAAGCUCCUGGAUGAGCGAUUGGUGACCCUUUUGCAAGAGGUGGACACCAUUGAACAGGAGACCAUUAAACCAUUAGAUGACUGCCAGAAGCUGAUAGAGCACGGAGUUAACACUGCAGCGGACUUAGUCCAAGAAGGUGAGAUCGCCAUUCUGGGUGGUGUAGGAGAACAGAAUGAAAAACUGUGGAGCUUUACCAAAAAGGCCUCACACAUCCAGUUGGACAGCUUACCAGAGGUGACUUUACUGGUUGAUGUGCCUUGCUUAUCUGCUCAGUUGGAUGACUCAAUUCUUAACAUAGUGAAAGACCAUAUUUUCAAGCAUGGAACAGUAGCAUCUCACCCACCAGUACAGAUAGAAGAAUUGAUAGAGAAACCCGGAGGCAUCAUCAUACGAUGGUGUAAGGUGGAUGACGACUUUACCGCCCAAGAUUACAGGCUCCAGUUCCGUAAAUGUACUUCCAGUCAUUUUGAGGACGUGUAUGUAGGCUCUGAAACUGAAUUCAUAGUAUUGCACAUAGACCCCAAUGUUGAUUAUCAGUUCAGAGUCUGCGCCCGAGGAGAUGGCCGACAGGAGUGGAGUCCUUGGAGUGUCCCCCAGAUAGGUCAUUCCACGCUGGUGCCUCAUGAGUGGACAGCUGGCUUUGAGGGGUACAGUCUGAGCCGUCGAAGAAACAUAGCGCUUCGGAAUGAUGCUGAAUCGUCCGGUGUUCUCUACUCCAGCGCUCCCACUUACUUCUGUGGGCAGACAUUAACAUUCAGAGUUGAAACUGUGGGACAGCCAGACAGAAGAGACAGUAUAGGAGUGUGUGCAGAAAAACAGAAUGGAUAUGACUCCCUGCAGCGGGAUCAAGCAGUUUGCAUUAGUACAAAUGGUGCAGUUUUUGUAAAUGGAAAAGAAAUGACUAAUCAGUUGCCCGCAGUUACUUCUGGGUCCACUGUCACAUUUGACAUUGAAGCUGUGACUCUAGGAUCCAGCAAUAAUAACGAAGGCGGAAACAUCAAGCUUCGAGUAACUAUUAGCUCAAAUAACAGAGAAGUGGUGUUUGAUUGGUUGCUCGAUCAGUCUUGUGGUUCUCUUUACUUUGGAUGCUCGUUUUUCUAUCCUGGGUGGAAAGUGUUGGUAUUCUAGAUUUUCAGAUGAUUGGCUUUGGGUUUGCAGGGGUUUCACAUAGCUUUCCUCAGCCCAGUUCAGUUGUCAUUGGUUUAAAAAAUGGUUAGAUUCAUCUCUCAGUUAAGUCAUUGGAAACAAAUUAUUUACUGGAUUUAUUUUCCAAUAUCUUAGCAAUAAGAGGCAUGAAUAUUGUGGACAAAACAGUAAUGCAGUCCAUUUUAUUUUUAGCAUAGUGUUAAUUGGAAUAUCACAUCACAAUAAAAAUCAAAUUGGCUUUUAAAAGUAUGAGGUGAUACAGACAGCCCUAUGUACCUUUCCACUGUACUUCUUUUUAAAGUUGGCUGUAAGAACACAAAAAU